Messenger RNA from Drosophila ananassae, 1538 nucleotides. RefSeq lists its product as uncharacterized. Bases 39 to 446 code for a protein of 135 amino acids. Lineage: Eukaryota; Metazoa; Arthropoda; Insecta; Diptera; Drosophilidae. The transcript has 2 exons. The record is from RefSeq and is a predicted model, not a curated record.
AUUAUAGGAAAGCAUUUCAAUAAGGCAGGUCUAUCAUAAUGCUUAAAUGGAUAGCUACACUUGGGACUCUGCUUAUCCUGCCAAUCAUCACUAAUAUGCAAGAGGCUCUUGAUGAUUUUGAAGUUCCAGUGGAAAUCACCACAAAAACAGAAAGUUUUUCAGUUCGAAGUCCUUUAAACCUGAAAAGGACAAUGGGAAGGACUCGUAAAAUAGGAAAAUAUGUAUACGAGGGUGGUGCGAAUUCCGAAGAAGUUAAUAUAACACUCAAAGGCACUAUGUCGGAUCAGUAUUGUUGCUUUUGGAUAAAUCAGAAACAUCCAGCCGUUUCAGAGACCUGGAAGCAUUUAAAAGAGUAUCCUUUUGAUUUUCUGUUUAAUGGGGUUUUUGUCAAAAAUAAGCGUGACAAUUCCGAAAGAAAGGAAAACAUUCAAACUUAUUUUGGCUAAUCCAAUAAAAAUGAUAUGUAAUCUAUCAUAAGCCUUGUCAAAACAUUAUUUAAAGUGAAAACUAUUUUAAGUGGAAAAUUGAAAAUCAAAUAGUGAAGUGGAAUCUCGAUUGUGUCCAUUUUGGGCUAUGCAUUUAAUUGAGUCUUUGGCUCUUGACGGCUUAGCUGAGGUCCGGAAUUAUAAUUAACUUAGUCGGCUGGGCAAAGUUGGCUAGAAAGUUCGUUCGGUGACCCCGAAAAGGCGCUUUUGGAGCCUAAAAGCCCGACAGCACAUAAUGGAUUUGACACAUUAUAAUCAGGUUUGCAUAGUGUCCUUCGUCCUGGCUGUCAGUCCGUCAGUCAGACGUUGCUUCGGUGAGCGAGUGGACAAGGAGGAUUCCCUUGGGCGCUUUGACGUGCUCUGCUUAUUUGGUCAAGGCAGCAAGUUGUAGAAGUAGUUAUUGCCCCAUCAUCGUCAUCGCCAUCGCCGGCUGAGAACUUUGAUAAAUAAGGCUGCCCAUGUCUGGGCAUUUACUUAGUUAAUUAAAUUCAACUUCUUCCCAGGAAAGCGAUGGCAAGAGAGCAAGUAAAAGCCUUCAGGCCCGCCAGGUACUUCCGUUCCGUUCCGUUUUUCUCUGGGACUGAGAAAAGUUUGCCCAGCAUGUUUGUUCAUAUCAUUUGAGAGACUACAUAGUAAAUGUGGUGGCAGCCACAUCCUGGUCGGCAGUCCAGGUGUUUGCUUUUAAUUUCGCCUCUUCUUUUGCCUUUAGUUUUAAAUGAUGAUUAGAGCGCUUGCAUCCGGACCAGGAAUAUUAUUUGCAUGACUCGUUUGUGGCCCCGGCUUACCGAGCAAUUUCCUGCUCCAAUAACCAAUGAAAAUGGUGAAGAGAUUCAAAUUUACCGCACUGGGGAGAUGCGCACACAACGGGUCUUUCCAUUUGCUUUCUUCAAGGAGCUUGUCUUCCUCUACCCUGAAUUCCACUGGAUGCAAGCAAUUCCCAUUUAAAUCGAUUUUAAAUGGAAAACUAUGAAUAUACUUGUGUGUACAAAUACGAGUGGUUUAUGCUCCAGUAAAUUCGCAAGUUAUCUUCAAAAAUACACAGAGCAAAUAUAA